AUGUCGUCUACACCAAAGAGUGAUAGCCAUGAAAGUAAUGACGAACAUGUGCCAGUUCAAGAACCUCUACUUAAAUAUGAGCGUAUUGGCAGCCAUUUUCAUGCUAUUUUUAAAGAGGAUUCACUGAGUUGUAUUGCUCUUCAUGUAAAAUUUCUAUGUGUGGGCACAUAUGGAGGGAAUGUGUUACUAUUGGAAUUAGACGGAAGUUUUCUUCGUCGUUUGCAUCAACAUUACAAAAAAGUGAAUCAAGUUUGUAUCGAUGAAACAGGUCAGUAUAUCGCCUCCUGUUCAGAUGAUGGAACUGUUGCUGUUUACACACUUUUUUCAGGUGUGUCGGGAUCUUCUCGAGUUGAUGACAUUACUGGACAUAAACAUGCUAGUAAUCAAACUAGUGACGUGGUGAGACCAAGGCAUUUGGUAUCAAGUACAGGUGGAGAAGUUAAUAUCUACAAUUAUUUCAAUGCAGUAUAUGCAGUGCAAUUGGAAGAUAAAUAUGCUAUGAAACGGGAAAAGACUUUUGCAUGUGGUGGAGUUGGAGGACAAUUAAUUAUCAAUAAGAAGGGGUGGAUUAUUGACAAGGAGAGCACAGUGCAUGAAGGGGAAGGCCCAGUGCAACAAAUUCGCUGGAAAGAUGGACUUGUAGCAUGGGCUAAUGAUUGGGGAGUCAAAGUGUAUGACUCGGAAAAUGAUCAACGUGUGACGUACAUUGAACGACCUCCAAAUUGCCCACCAUUGGAACUUUGUCGUUGUAAUUUGGAGUGGCAGGUAAAAAAUGACGUUCUGCUUGUAGCGUGGGCACACACGUUGCGUGUAGUGACAUUCAAAAGGGGAUACUCGAAUCAGCCGUCAUCGCCAACAUCAGCUGCUGCAUUAAAUGCUGUCGAACAUUCAGCUGGUGCAAUUACGGCGGAAGUGGUGACACUGCUUACGUUUGAUUUCUUCAUUGCUGGAAUAAGCCCGUGGGGUGGUGGAUCAAUUGUCUCAGUGUUGGCCUUUCGACCUCCUGGAUCGUCGGCUAUAGGCCCACGAGGCAUGUCCACGAAAGUUGAAGGAGAAGGUGAGAGUGGAGAAAUGCCAUAUCCAGAAGUUCACGUGGUACGGCUGGAUGGCAAACAAGUAAGCGCAGAUUUGCUGAAUCUCAAGGGCUACCAGCGAUUGCGUGCAUCCGAUUAUAUGAUGCCUACUCUUCGCUAUGUCCAUGCACACCAAUCCGAUAUGGAAUCGACCGAUCCAUCGUCAAUUUAUGACGCUGGAUAUGGUCAACUCGCGUACGUGUGUACUCCGAAGGACGUCGUUAUCUGUCGACUUCGUGAUGUCGACGAUCGCGUGCAGUGGGCAUUGGCACGGAAGCAGUAUGCUAGAGCACUUGAUGUAGCUCUUCGUGAUCCACGUGCUCUGCGUCGCAUGGUACUUACUGAUGUGAUGGAAACGUAUCUUGGUGACUUGCUGCGCCAAAAGAAAUUUCAGAAAACUGCUGAGGAGAUUCAGCGGCUUUUUAUUGGUGGCGGCGAUGAAUACGCUAAGCUUUGGGAAAAGUACGUGUAUGUGUUUGCUCAGCGAGGGCACCUGAGUGCAAUUGCACGCUACAUGCCAACAGCGAGCCCACGGUUGCCAAAGGUGCAAUACGAAAUGGCGUUAAAGCAUUUCCUUGAUUCAGAUCCAGGUCAACUCCUCGAACUCAUCCGGAAAUGGCCAAAGCCGAGGCGUCAGGAUGCCAUAACGGUGAAGCAGCAAUCUGAAGGCGACAUUUCUGAUGUUGCUCCGGAGUAUACCGAGACGAUGCACGUCUUUGAACCUCUUUACGAUGCCCAGGCAUGGAUUAACCAGCUAGAGACAGUUGUGCGCCGCCGGCGUAUUGCUGAAGCUGAUGUGAGUCGCUUGAGCGUGGAGACGAUGUAUUUGAUGGAGGCGCUAGCUGAACUAUACACAGCUACGGAGCAAUAUGACCAUGCGCUGCGCAUUUACAUAAGUCAAGGCGAGUUUUGCUCCAACAAGGAGUUCGCAUUCAAGCUGAUUACAGAGCACCAGUUAUGGUCACUUGUUGCUAACAAGGUGGUCAACCUCAUGCGCAUCGAUAAGGCAAUGGCUGUACGCAUGCUUGUGAACCAGACAGAGCAGCUCAAGAUUAGUGACAUUGUUGUUCAGCUUGAAGGUGAACCCGAGCUGCUGCACACCUAUCUUCACGAACUUGUUUUAUACCGCUUGGGAGAAUACAAUUCGGAAAUUUACUCGGCGCUGCACGAGAAGCAGGUUGCACUGUAUGCUGAAUAUGCGCCGGAGUUCCUGCUUAAGUUUUUACAGACAAGCAACUUCGUGCCUUUGGAAAAGGCUUAUAGGUACUGCAGUGAACAUAGUCCUCCGCUUUGGGACACGAUGAUUUACAUCCUCGGUCGCAUGGGGCAGCACAAGAAAGCACUGGAUCUUAUUUUGACGCAGCGCGGUGAUAUUAACCAGGCCAUUCAAUUCGUGCAGGACCACGAUGAAGGUCUAUGGGAUUAUCUCAUUGAUAUGAGCCUAACCAGUAAAAACAACGUCGAGGAAUUGAUGAAGUUUGCUUCGCAGCACAAGAUUGACCCGAUCAAGCUUAUUCGCAAGAUUCCUGAUGACAUGGAGAUUGACAAUCUCAAGCAAAAGCUAAUCGUGAUCAUCAGCAACUAUCGCCUGCAGCAAAAUCUCUGCGUCGGCUCUCGCAAAGUAUUUGACAGUGACCGCGUCGAGCUGCUCCACCGACAAGUCGCAGCGCACAAACGUGGACGUCGUGUUGCAGUUAAAAAGUCGUGUGCAAUCUGCAAUGAAUUGCUACGAGCACCAUCGUCUGGUAUGGAAACUGUCCAUGCGUGUGUGUUUGAGUGCGGUCACUGCUACCACCUCCCAUGUCUUGAAGAGAAGAUGCGCAUGUGGAAAAGCACCGACGUCGUAGAGUCAGGCAAUGUGACUCGCGGUUUAGGUUGCUUUGUGUGCGACCACAGCACGCGCGCUUUUGCUCGUUCCGGUGAUUUGAACCAACAAAUAGCAGCGCUAAUGUCUCCACCAGCACGAGGAGUGACAGAAGAUCAGCUCCAGCGUGCCAAGGACAUUAUCCUGACUACCGUGGCAAGUAAAGUCGAGUGA
Peronospora farinosa is the source of this 3111-nucleotide messenger RNA. Lineage: Eukaryota; Oomycota; Peronosporomycetes; Peronosporales; Peronosporaceae. The record is from the annotation of a GenBank genome assembly.